Closterium sp. NIES-65 is the source of this 1884-nucleotide messenger RNA. NCBI's taxonomy places the organism in Eukaryota, Viridiplantae, Streptophyta, Zygnematophyceae, Desmidiales, Closteriaceae. The record is from the annotation of a GenBank genome assembly.
AUGGCUACCCCCAGUGUCCUUACCUUUGAUGCUGAGGGUCAUGCUGUUGACUUUGAGGUCUGGGUCGAUGACCUCCAGCUGUUCCUACAGUGCGAUAGGGUAGACGGACUCUCUCUGCUUGAUCUCACCUCUAGUGCCUCUCCUGCCCCACCGACUACUACUGACAGCACUAUUCGCUCACAGUGGGCCACACGCGAUGCUGCUGCCCGUCUUGCUGUGCGUUGCCACUUACCGACCACUGAGCGUGCACACUUUCGUCAGUACAAGAGUGCUAAGACCUUGUACGACGCUGUAGUUGCACGCUACUCUUCCCCUGCCACUGCUGCUCUUAGCCGCCUCUUGCUGCCGUACCUGUUCCCUGACCUUGCUGCCUUUCGCACAGUAGCUGACCUCAUUACGCACCUUUGCACUAGUGACACUCGCUACCGCGCUGCGCUUCUUGCUGAGAUCUGUGCCAAGAACCCCCCCCCCCCCCCCAUGUACAUCACCCUCUACUACAUAGUCACCCGGCUCCUUGACUCCCUUCGCUUAGUCAGGGACCACUUCCUCUCAGUUUGCCCCACCACACUGACCGUUGACCUCCCCAAGGAACGCCUCCUAGCAGCAGAGAAGAGCAUAGUCCCUGUAGGAGCUCCUUGUGGUGACCCUCGCACCCCCGUCUUUGAGGGGUGUUCCCCCUCCCCCCUUUUGCCCUUUGUUGCUUCUGCUGCUACGGCCGACCUCGUUGGCUUCAAGUCGGUCGGCGCUGCGUCAGCCCCUAGCGGGAAACGCCGCACCGGCAAGGGCAAGGGGGGCAAGGGCGCUGGAGGGGCUGGCGGGGGUGGUGGAGGUGGUGGUAGAGGAAGUGGAGGGGGUGGGGGUGGUGGUGGGAGUGGUGGCGGGGGUGGAGGUGUCGGUGGCAGCAGUGGAGGCGGAGGAGGUGGCGGCGGUGGCGGAGGGAGCGGAGGCGGCGGAGGUGGCGGGGGCGGUGGAGGUGGCGGAAGCGGCGGCGGCAGCGGUGGAGCUGGUCGCGGCUCUGCGCAGAGGAGUGGUUCCGGUGGUGGUCCGCGCCAGCAGUUGCAGCGCAGUCGUGAGACCCCGUCCCCCCAGCAGCUUCGUGAGUGGUACGCUGGGCGUCACCGCGGUGGGGGUACUGGUCCCUGCACCUACGUCCUCCGUACCGGUGACCGCGCUGGUGAGCAGGCGGGGGUUGCUAUCUUUGAUCUUGAUUAUGAUGCUCUUCUUGCUGCCAUGUAUGCUGUGUCUACUAGUGAUGAGGGUGACUGUUACCAGUGUGUUCCGCCUGACCCGGGCAUUGAGGCUGCUACUCUAGGUGCUUGUGAGGCUGCUGCUCUAGGUGCUAGUAUGUCUACUGCCCCAUGUGCUGGUGAGUCUGCUCUCUCAGGUAUCACGUCAGCUCAGGCCUUACACACCUUCACCCUUGACUUGGGUGCUUCCUGCUCCUUCUUUCGAGACCGCACCACGCUUACGCCGCUUAGUCGGCCGGUUGCGGUCUCCCUGGCGUACCCUUCUGGGGGUCCUGUCCUUGCUAGCUUCUCCACUGUCUUACCGUGCCCGGCAGCCCCCUCUGGCACUCUGUCAGGUCUCUACCUUCCCUCGUUCUCUACGAACUUGGUGAGUGGAGCUGAUCUACAGGAUAGGGGGGUUGACCAGUUCACUCCUGCGAGUCAGCGGGUGACCCACUGCACGUGUGCUCAGACGGGCCGACACUUGGCCACGUUUACCCGUCGGCCUGGCUCGAGCCUGUACACACUGACUACUGAGUCUUCUCUGGUUGCUGAGUCUGGUCAGGUAGCUGCGUCGAGUCAGGUGUUUGCUGCAGCGUCCAGGUCUGUUCCUGAGUCUGCUCCCUGCUCGUGUUGUUUCCUGUCUCUCCUGAGUUAG